AUGUGUAAAGAAGAUGAAAUAGGAGGACCGCAAUGCAACACAGAAGUGCUUGACAAACUUAAAAAGAUGGAAGAGGACGCAAAAACAGCAGAAACCGAUAUGCCUAAUCCUAAACGGAGACAUUCGCAGCAAAGAAGCGCUAAAAGAAGAACACAUUAUAAAGCCGAGCCGGUUACUUUAAGCAGAGAUACGACCACCGGCGAACUUCAUGUACGUCAUCGUGCGCAUGUGAGCGAAGGAAAAUUGUACUACAAAGGCAAGUUCCGUCUGCGCGGUAAAUGUGUGUUACCUGCCUUUUUGGAUCAAUUAGCCAGCCAAGCUUCUGCGCCGCCGGUAAAUGAUCUGCGGGUGACAUUAGCUGAACAAGAAAAUCAGGAGCAAAAGACCAUCCCAUUUUUCUUUAACUACCCAGGCUGCAUCAGGACUUCUCAUAGAUCCGUCGGGCAACUCAAAUCCCGCCGAACUGUCAAAAACUACACCUAA
Messenger RNA from Oppiella nova, 483 nucleotides. NCBI's taxonomy places the organism in Eukaryota, Metazoa, Arthropoda, Arachnida, Sarcoptiformes, Oppiidae. The record is from the annotation of a GenBank genome assembly.